CUAAGAUAAAGCCUGCUCAACCAACAUAACCGUCACCGGCGUGUAAGUUCCGAUCAGAGAGGACUUAUCAGCGACUAAAAGCUGAACAAAUGGCGCAUCAUCAUCUUCAUCAGCCCUACGAUCCAUACUACACUCUACAGCAACCACCACCAGCUGCACCCGCGGCGGAGUGGAUCGGAAACGGAAUAAAUACGCUCUUCGUGUCCGGUCUUCCCGACGACGUCAAGCCUCGUGAAAUACACAAUCUCUUUCGUCGCCGCUCUGGCUUCGACUCUUGCCAGCUCAAGUACACCGGUCGCGGUAACCAGGUUGUUGCAUUUGCUACCUUUUUAAAUCACCAAUCAGCAAUUGCAGCUAUGCACUCUUUAAAUGGAGUAAAAUUUGAUCCUCAGUCUGGAUCAACUCUUCAUAUAGAGCUUGCCAGAUCAAACUCCAGACGAAAACACAAACCUGGGAGCGGACCAUAUGUUGUUAUUGAUAAUAGAACUCGACAGGCGUAUAAUGCUCGAGAAACAUCAACUGAUGAUGGAGGAAGUGACUCUGAUGAAGCGCUUGCAACUGCAACCCCAACAGAUAAUAUUGAUUCUGCCGACCAGGGUGAUUCAGCGAAUGUAAAGAGCGAGCCAGAAGGUGAUCCGGACAAUGCUCUGGUAGUUGCAAAUGAUCUGUUGGAGAAGACUGUACAAGGAGGCGUUCAGCCUUGUUCCACUUUGUUCAUUGCAAAUUUAGGUCCAAAUUGCACUGAAGAUGAACUAAGACACACUCUCUCACAAUAUCCUGGAUUUAACUUUCUCAAAGUGCGUGCUAAAGGUGGAAUGCCUGUUGCCUUUGCUGAUUUUGAGGAAGUUGAACAAGCUACAAGAGCCUUGGAGGAUCUACAAGGAACUUCAUUACCUUCAUCAGACCGAGGCGGCAUGCAUAUAGAAUAUGCGAGGUCUAAAAUGAGGAAGCCAUAGCAGCAGUGGGUGAGCUGUGAGGCGACAAUUCUAUAUUCUGGCCGUAAAACCUUUGAUGCGGAUUUAGGCGAAGAUACUCUCAUGCAUAGGUAGGUCUGUUACAUAUGCUUCAGUUUUAGUUGAAGAACGAGCCAAAAACACUCAACUAUCUAAAGCUGCAAAGUGUUUAAAUUGUUUGUGUCCAUUGCUGUGGUGCGUGGUUACGUGCUCAUGUCAAUUUACCGGAGAAAGGAAAGAAACCCGCUGAAUCAUACAGGAGGAUAUCAUGGAUACUUUUUAUUGAUUUAAAUGAUUAGCUCACUCAGUAUGGUCUGAAUCCCCUCAAUCGUAUUUUACGAGCAGACUGUUUUCUUAGUCUGUAAUCCUUCUUCCUCAAGGUUGAUGUAUGGAUUUUAUAAAGUAUAAUAUAGACUUCAGCUGCAUUUGUAUUCUUGAUUUAUGGUAAUAAUGAUUAUCAGAUUAAAGUA
Messenger RNA from Mercurialis annua (annual mercury), 1423 nucleotides. Its product is annotated as protein WHI4. Bases 90 to 956 code for a protein of 288 amino acids. The transcript has 10 exons. NCBI's taxonomy places the organism in Eukaryota, Viridiplantae, Streptophyta, Magnoliopsida, Malpighiales, Euphorbiaceae. Gene Ontology annotation, molecular function: mRNA binding. The record is from RefSeq and is a predicted model, not a curated record.